CGCAGUGUCCCCGGGCCAAAAUGGCUGCGUGGUGUUCCCCACGCUGGUUGAGGGUGGCAGUGGGGACCCCCCGGCUGCCGGCUGCAGCGGGGAGAGGGGUCCAGCAGCCCCAGGGGGGCGUAGUGGCAACAUCCGUGUGUCGCAGGCUGUGCGUCUCUGCCUUCGGGCUGUCCACGGGCGCUCACGGCCCCCGGGCGCUGCUGACAUUGAGACCCGGUGUCCGCCUCACAGGAACAAAAAGUUUCCCUUUUCUUUGUACCACCUCCUUCCACACAAGUGCUUCUUUGGCCAAAGAUGAUUAUUACCAGAUACUGGGAGUGCCCCGAAAUGCCAGCCAGAAAGAUAUCAAGAAAGCCUAUUAUCAGCUUGCCAAGAAAUAUCAUCCAGACACAAAUAAGGAUGAUCCCAAAGCCAAGGAGAAGUUUUCCCAGCUGGCAGAAGCUUAUGAGGUGUUGAGUGAUGAAGUGAAGAGGAAGCAAUAUGACGCUUACGGCUCUGCUGGCUUUGACCCUGGGGCCAGCAGCUCUGGGCAGGGCUACUGGAGAGGAGGUCCCUCUGUUGAUCCCGAGGAGCUUUUCAGGAAGAUUUUUGGGGAGUUCUCAUCUUCUCCUUUUGGUGAUUUCCAGAAUGUGUUUGAUCAGCCUCAGGAAUACAUCAUGGAAUUGACAUUCAACCAAGCUGCUAAGGGUGUCAACAAAGAGUUCACUGUGAACAUCAUGGAUACCUGCGAGCGCUGUGACGGCAAGGGGAACGAGCCUGGAACCAAAGUGCAGCAUUGCCACUACUGCGGCGGCUCCGGCAUGGUAAGGAUGGGAGUUGAAGAUGGUCAGACUGUAAGGAUGCCAGUGGGAAAACGAGAAAUUUUUGUCACAUUCAGGGUGCAGAAAAGCCCUGUGUUCCGGAGGGACGGUGCAGACAUCCACUCAGACCUCUUUAUUUCAAUAGCUCAAGCUAUUCUUGGGGGCACAGCCAAAGCCCAGGGCCUGUAUGAGACAAUCAAUGUGACGAUCCCUGCAGGGAUUCAGACAGACCAGAAGAUUCGCUUGACUGGGAAAGGCAUCCCCCGGAUCAAUAGCUAUGGCUAUGGUGACCACUACAUUCACAUCAAGGUCAGGGUUCCAAAGAGGCUGAGCAGCAGGCAGCAGAGCCUGAUCCUGAGCUAUGCCGAGGAUGAGACUGAUGUGGAGGGGACGGUCAAUGGAGUCACCCACACAAGCACUGGAAAGCGGUCAACUGGAAACUAGAUGGAGCAGCAGCUCCUCUCCGUGGCCAGGGCAUCAGACACGGGAGGAUCCCAGAACGGCAGCACUGAGCCCCUGCUUACAGAUCCCUCUGAACCACCUAGCAACAGCGAAACUAUGUGACAACACUUCUCUGCAUAAAGUUUAUGGUGCCCUAGGCAGUGACAUUUGGCCUCAGGCUGGACACUGAGACAGGUGGAAAUACCCUGUCCAUUGGUAGGUGUCUUGCUUCUUCUGGUUCAGGCAGUGAAAACACUUGGACUCUUCUUGCAGCACUAAAACUAACCUGGAAUCGCAUGUAGUAGAGAGCUGAAAGAAUUAAAGACCCGUGCUUACAGCUUAAAAUGAAGCUUUAAGCUGCACCAUGUUGUGAAGUGAUUAAUUCCCUUUCAACAAACCUCAUGGAAGUUCUACAAUAUGUCCGUCCUGACAUGGCUCUUGUCUAGGAUCAGGACAGCACAUCCCACCAGCGCCAUCUUCCUGUACAGAGUGAGGUGUCUGUCGCUCCCCUUGGAGUUGUUGGGUUUUUUUGUUUUUUUUGUUUUUUUUUUUUUUUUUUUAGGCACCAAGUAGUUAGAAAGUGGGACUAGCAACAGCAGGUUCCAUUUCACCUCAAAUGGCAGCUUGCCUGGCAGUGAACUUAGAGUGUUCUAGUCUGAAGUAGGUGGGGUUUCCUGCCCUGUUGGACCAAAGUUACCAUGGUCCUGUGGGACAGCCUUCAGCCUCUGGAGACCCAGAGCUUUGCCAGCCAGGGCUUGGUUCUCCAUUUCCACUGCUGACAUUUGAUUUCCAGUGUAUUUAAAUUACUCAGUGGUAAGGUUCAUUGUCUUUUCCUGUGUAAAUGUUAAAUGACAAUAUCAUUGGUGAAGGCCCUCCACAGUGCACAGAGCAACUUCAUUUCCAGCCUCUGCUGGUAGCAUGUUGCAGUCUCUAUGUGUUAAAGGUCCUCUGGAACUAGUGUAAGACAGGCUAAUGAGGAACACUUUCUCUGUAGUUUCUUUCUUUUCAUUUAUAAUCUACAAAAGUAAAGCAUUUAUUAGUGUCUGAUUUAAGAAUGUAAAGUGAUUCUGUAUCAAUGUAAAUAAGAUG
This is a messenger RNA of Mus pahari (shrew mouse), 2330 nucleotides long. RefSeq names its product DnaJ heat shock protein family (Hsp40) member A3 (gene Dnaja3). The record is from RefSeq and is a predicted model, not a curated record. Bases 21 to 1244 code for a protein of 407 amino acids. Lineage: Eukaryota; Metazoa; Chordata; Mammalia; Rodentia; Muridae. Gene Ontology annotation, molecular function: protein kinase binding. Gene Ontology annotation, cellular component: mitochondrion. Gene Ontology annotation, biological process: mitochondrion organization; protein folding; negative regulation of apoptotic process. The transcript is spliced from 10 exons.